AUGGAGACCAUAUACCCAGGUGCGAGACUGGCUGGGCUGAACCAGCCGGGAGCAGACACGUAUUGGUCCUCUGGCGCCAAUUUCACCGCAUCAGAACAUGCCGGAGUGAUGAUGGUCAUCGCCACAGAGUCUCCUCAGCUCAUCAGGAAGCGGACUCGUAUGCUGGGCAGGAGCUGGAGCCCGAAUGGGCCAGCGGACAUCUUUUCAGCUUACGAUGCCGCGCUGGAGGAGGGUGUCGGGCCAUACGCCUUUGUCAUGCGCGAGCAUGGCCUGCGCCCCUUUCCUGUUUGGGUGCACAGGGCGAUGGCGCUGCCUCCUCAGGAGCUGGACCAUACCACCAUCAAGGCGCACUACGUGCACGCGACACCCACGCUGCACGGUGAGCCAGCGUUCUCGUUCGUCGAGUUCGUCGACGAGGACGACGAGAUUGCGCAUGGCCGCAUCCACUUUCUGCUCUCGAUGGAUGGCGCGGCCAUCCGCGAGGAUGGAGGGGCUUACGAGGUUGCCUUUGUUUGCAAGUGGCUGCCGGAGCACGAGGAUGAGUGCACGGGCUGCAUGGUGAUGAGGCCCGGGGCCAUGGACGACGAGUACACCGUGGUUGAGCUUGUGAAGGUGCAGCGCACCGUGCACAUGGUGCGGUCCUUCAAGGACCCUUCGAGGUGGUUCCUGAACAAGUGGGCACGGAGCCCGUCAGUCCUCGCCUGCCUUUCCGUGCUUCGACCUCCCGUGCCCGCGAAGGCCGCGAGGAGCCUCGUUAACGCUGCGCUGCCGCCUAGAGACUUUUCAGUACUGCUGGCAGCACCCUACGGCUCCUGCGCCGUCGCCAACGGACAACCCCCCGCCUGA
This is a messenger RNA of Closterium sp. Naga37s-1, 846 nucleotides long. Lineage: Eukaryota; Viridiplantae; Streptophyta; Zygnematophyceae; Desmidiales; Closteriaceae. The record is from the annotation of a GenBank genome assembly.